This is a messenger RNA of Neofelis nebulosa (Clouded leopard), 6691 nucleotides long. RefSeq names its product listerin E3 ubiquitin protein ligase 1 (gene LTN1). NCBI's taxonomy places the organism in Eukaryota, Metazoa, Chordata, Mammalia, Carnivora, Felidae. The transcript has 30 exons. Bases 118 to 5418 code for a protein of 1766 amino acids. The record is from RefSeq and is a predicted model, not a curated record. Gene Ontology annotation, cellular component: RQC complex; cytosol. Gene Ontology annotation, biological process: rescue of stalled cytosolic ribosome; ribosome-associated ubiquitin-dependent protein catabolic process. Gene Ontology annotation, molecular function: ribosomal large subunit binding; ubiquitin protein ligase activity; zinc ion binding.
GGGAGGGCCGGGGAAGUCGCUCCAGUGGGUCCUUUUCCGGCGCUGGGGGCCGGAAGUUGUGGCCCGGCGGUGUCAACCUGGGAGCUGCAGGCUGGGAGUGUGGCUGAGACCGCGACCAUGGGCGGGAAGAACAAGCAGCGGACCAAGGGGAACCUGAGGCCUUCAAACAGUGGCCGAGCUGCAGAACUCCUUGCCAAAGAACAGGGAACAGUGCCUGGAUUUAUUGGUUUUGGAACGUCACAGAAUGACCUCGGCUAUGUUCCUGCUAUUCAGGGAGCUGAAGAAAUUGACAGUCUUGUAGAUUCUGAUUUCCGAAUGGUGCUGCGGAAACUUUCUAAGAAAGAUGUCACAACAAAGUUAAAAGCCAUGCAGGAAUUUGGAACCAUGUGUACAGAGAGAGACACAGAAGUCGUAAAAGGAGUUCUUCCAUACUGGCCAAGAAUUUUCUGCAAAAUUUCACUUGAUCACGAUCGCCGGGUUCGAGAAGCCACGCAGCAGGCUUUUGAAAAGCUUAUCCUUAAAGUAAAGAAGCACUUGGCUCCUUAUUUAAAAAGUUUAAUGGGCUAUUGGUUAAUGGCUCAGUGUGAUACUUACACGCCAGCUGCAUCUGCAGCAAAAGAUGCCUUUGAAGCAGCUUUCCCUCCAAGCAAGCAACCUGAAGCCAUAGCAUUUUGUAAGGAUGAAAUUACAAGUGUGCUACAGGAUCAUCUUAUAAAAGAAACACCUGAUACACUCAGUGAUCCACAAACGGUUCCAGAGGAAGAAAGAGAAGCUAAAUUCCAUCGGGUUGUAACUUGUUCCUUAUUGGCAUUAAAAAAAUUGCUUUGCCUCUUACCUGAUAAUGAGCUUGAUUCUCUGGAGGAAAAAUUUAAGUCUCUUUUAUCACAGAAUAAGUUUUGGAAAUAUGGAAAACACAGUAUACCUCAGAUCCGCUCAGCUUAUUUUGAGUUAGUUUCUGCUUUGUGCCAGCGUAUUCCACAGUUGAUGAAAGAUGAAGCAUCCAAAGUGAGCCCAUCUGUUCUACUUAGCAUUGAUGACAGUGACCCCAUUGUAUGCCCGGCUCUCUGGGAAGCUGUACUUUAUACACUUACAACUAUUGAGGACUGUUGGCUUCAUGUAAAUGCAAAAAAAAGUGUGUUUCCAAAGCUGUCAGCUGUGGUUCGUGAAGGCGGUCGGGGUCUGGCUACCAUCAUAUAUCCUUAUCUUUUGCCAUUUAUCAGCAAACUCCCUCAGUCCAUUACAGAUCCAAAGUUGGAUUUCUUCAAAAAUUUCCUCACCUCUGUAGUUGUAGGGCUGUCAACAGAGAGAAUCAAAACCAGCUUUUCAGAGUGCUCAGCAGUAAUAUCAGCUUUUUUUGAAUGCUUACGUUUUAUAAUGCAGCAAAACUUAGGUGAGGAAGAGAUUGAAGAGAUGCUCAUCAGUGAUCAGUUGAUUCCUUUUAUUGAUGCAGUUCUCAAAGACCCAAGAUUGCAAGAUGGGCAGCUCUUUAACCAUUUAGCAGAAACCUUAAGUUCCUGGGAAGCCAAAGCAGAUGUGGAAAAAGAUGAUAAAAUAGCUCACAGUUUGGACAAAGUACUACUGAAUUUUUGGGAAAGACUGUCAGAGAUCUGUGUGGAGAAAAUCAAUGAGCCAGAAGCUGAUGUGAAAUCCGUGUCAGGUGUUUCUAACCUGUUACAGGUCCUUCAGAAGCCGAAGAGCUCACUGAAGCCAAAUAAAAAAAAAGUUGGUAAGGUUAGAUUUGCUGACGAGCUGCCUGAAAGUAAUAAAGAGAACGAAAAAUGUGUCUCCUCCGAAGGCGAAAACAGUGAAGGCUCUGAAUUAAUGACUGAACUUUCUCUCUCUCAUAAUCGUUCAGACCUUGUAUCACCACUAAGGAAGAAACCUUUGGAAGACUUGGUCUGUAAACUAGCAGCGAUGAGUAUUAAUUAUGUCAAUGAGCAAAAGUCAGAGCAACAUCUAAAGUUUCUUUCCACUCUGCUCAGCUCUUUCUCUUCAACCCAAGUAUUUAAAAUGCUACUAGGUGAUGAAAAACAGAGUAUUGUCAAAGCCAAACCUCUUGAAAUAGCCAGACUUGUAGAAAAAAAUCCUGCUGUACAGUUUUUAUACCAGAAACUGAUAGGUUGGCUAAAUGAAGAUCAACGGAAGGAUGCUGGUUUCUUGGUGGACAUUUUGUACAGUGCCCUCUGUUGCUGUGACAAUAAUAUGGAAAGAAAGUAUGUCUUGGAUGAUCUCAUUGAGGGGAAUCUGAAAUGGAAUUCUAUUCUUCAGGUCAUUGAAAAGGCAUGUUCUAGUUCAGAUAAACAUGCUUUAGUAACUCCUUGGCUAAAAGGAGAUAUCCUUGGAGAGAAAUUGGUAACCCUGGCAGAUCAUCUUUGCCAUAAAGACUUGGAAUCCACAGUAUCUUCUGAUUCUUACUUCUCGGAGAGAUGGGCUCUUCUAAGCUUGGUAUUAUCCCAACAUGUUAAAAAUGAUUACUUGAUUGGAGAAGUAUAUGUUGAAAGAAUUAUUGUUAAACUUCAUGAAACUUUAUCCAAAGUAAAGGAAUUGUCAGAAGCUGAAAAUAAUGAUUCAUCAGUGUCUUUUAUCUGUGAUGUGGCCUAUAACUAUUUCAGCUCAGCAAAAGGAUGCUUGCUAAUGCCAUCCUCUGAAGACUUAUUAUUAACUCUCUUUCAGUUAUGUGCUCAGAACAAAGAAAAAACACAUUUGCCAGACUUUCUUGUCUGUAAACUGAAAAAUACUUGGCUCUCUGGUGUGAAUUUAUUGACCCACCAAACUGGCAGUACAUGUAGACAGAGUACCUUCCUAUGUUUGUCUGCUCUGUGGCUGAAGAACCAAGUUCAGUCUUCAUCUUUGGAUAUCAAAAGUCUUCAAGUCCUCUUGUGUGCUGUUGAUGACUUGCUAAAUAUGCUUCUAGAAAGUGAAGAUACUAAUCUUCUGGGAGUUUACAUUGAAAGUGUAAUGCCAAGCAACAGUGAAUGGGAAAAGAUGAGACAGUCUCUUCCAAUGCAGUGGUUGCAUAGACCUCUUUUAGAAGGAAGAUUGAGUUUGAAUUAUGAGUGUUUCAAAACAGAUUUUAAAGAACAAGAUGCAAAGAAACUUCCCAGCCAUUUGUGUACUUCAGCAUUAUUGAGCAAAAUGAUAUUAGUUGCACUGAAAAAGGAAAUAGUCCUAGAAAAUAAUGAGCUUGAGAAAAUAAUUGCAGAACUGCUCUAUUCACUGCAGUGGUAUGAAGAAUUAGACAAUCCCCCUAUUUUUCUAACUGGAUUUUGUGAAAUGCUUCAAAAGAUGAAUAUUACAUAUGAUAACUUAUGUGGACUUGGUAAUACCUCUGGCCUUUUACAGCUGCUAUUUAACAGAUCCAUGGAAAAUGGCACCCUUUGGUCUCUUAUUAUUGCUAAGUUGAUCCUUUCCCGAAGUGUUUCAUCUGAUGAAGUAAAACGGCAUUAUAGGAGAAAAGAAGGGUUUUUCCCACUAACGGAAGGCAAUAUGCAUACCAUUCAAAGUCUCUGUCCAUUUUUGUCAAAAGAAGACAAGAAAGAAUUCAUUGCUCAAUGUAUACCUCCCCUUUUGGCCUGGACUAAGGAAGAUCUUUGCAGUACUAAUGGAGGUUUUGGACAUCUUGCCAUUUUCAACUCUUGUCUGCAAACCAGAAGCAUAGAUGAUGGGGAGCUAUUACAUGGUAUAUUAAAAAUUCUAAUAUCCUGGAAGAAAGAUCAUGAAGAUGUUUUUCUUUUCAGUUGUAAUCUAUCAGAAGUAAGUCCAGAGAUACUAGGUGUGAAUAUAGAAAUAAUCCGGUUCCUUUCCUUGUUCCUGAAAUACUGUUCAUCUCCUUUGGCAGAGAGUGAAUGGGACUUCAUCAUGUGCUCCAUGUUGGCUUGGUUGGAGACAACAAGGGAGAAUCACACACUGUAUUCUGUUCCACUUGUACAACUGUUUGCCUGUGUCAGCUGUGAUUUGGCCUGUGAGCUCAGUGCUUUUUUUGAUUCCACAACUCUGGACACCAUUGGCAAUCUCCCCGUGAAUCUAAUCAGUGAAUGGAAAGAAUUUUUUUCCCAAGGCAUCCACAAUUUGCUUUUACCUCUUUUGGUGACUGUUACAGGAGAAAGCAAAGAUACAUCUGAAACAUCCUUCCAGAAUGCAGUGCUGAAGCCCAUGUGUGAAACAUUAACAUAUAUCCCAAAGGACCAGCUAUUGAGUCAAAAACUCCCUUCAAAAUUGGUUGCUGGCCAAAAAACAAACUUACCAGAAUAUCUUCAGACUUUGCUAAAUACUUUGGCCCCAUUACUCCUCUACAGAGCUCGGCCUGUGCAAAUUGCUGUUUACCAUAUGCUAUACAAAUUGAUGCCUGAAUUACCACAAUAUGAUCAGGAUAAUCUGAAGUCAUACGGAGAUGAAGAAGAAGAACCAGCCUUGUCACCACCAGCAGCGCUGAUGUCUCUUCUUAGCACUCAAGAGGACUUACUAGAAAAUGUUUUGGGGUGUAUUCCUGUUGGACAGAUAGUUACUAUUAAGCCACUGAGUGAAGACUUCUGCUAUGUUCUGGGAUAUCUCCUCACUUGGAAAUUAAUACUUACUUUCUUCAAAGCUGCUUCAUCUCAGCUUCGGGCACUGUAUUCAAUGUACCUUCGAAAAACAAAAAGUUUGAAUAAAUUGCUCUAUCACCUGUUCAGGCUGAUGCCAGAAAAUCCGACUUAUGCAGAGACAGCUAUUGAGCUCUCUAAUAAGGAGCCUAAAACAUUCUUUACGGAAGAGCUCCAGUUGAGUAUUAGAGAAACAGCAACUCUUCCAUACCAUAUCCCACACUUGGCUUGUUCAGUCUAUCAUAUGACAUUAAAAGACUUACCUGCCAUGGUUAGGCUGUGGUGGAAUAGUAGUGAGAAGCGUGUUUUCAAUAUUGUAGAUAGAUUUACAAGCAAGUAUGUCAGCAGUGUUCUUUCUUUUCAAGAAAUUUCUUCUGUACAAACAAGUACACAACUAUUUAAUGGCAUGACGGUUAAAGCUCGGGCUACUACUCGAGAAGUGAUGGCUACUUACGCUAUUGAGGACAUAGUUAUUGAGCUUAUUAUACAGCUGCCUUCAAAUUAUCCACUGGGCUCAAUAACCGUGGAGAGUGGGAAGAGAGUGGGAGUGGCUGUUCAGCAGUGGCGGAACUGGAUGCUGCAGUUGAGCACUUACCUCACCCAUCAAAAUGGAAGCAUUAUGGAAGGCCUAGCAUUAUGGAAAAAUAAUGUAGACAAACGUUUUGAGGGUGUUGAAGAUUGCAUGAUCUGUUUCUCAGUCAUUCAUGGUUUCAACUAUUCUCUUCCCAAAAAAGCCUGUAGAACAUGCAAGAAGAAGUUCCAUUCCGCCUGCUUGUAUAAAUGGUUUACGUCUAGCAACAAAUCCACUUGUCCACUCUGUCGUGAGACCUUUUUCUGAAAAUUUUUUUCCAUUGGAAGUGAUCCCUGAAGUAAAUCAAGCAGAGUGUGGCUUUGGAUCCACCUUGAAGUAUUGAUGUGAGGAGGCCAGUGAGCGUUCCUUUUAAAUGAGAUCUUCUCUGGAAAAUUAUUUUGGUUAAUGUAAUGAUCCUAAAUCAGGUUUACUUACCUUUAGAUUGCUUUGUAAAUGUUUGGAAACCUUUUCUUUUACAUAAGAAUAUUACAUAUUUGAGAGAAAAUAUUUAUAUUAAUAGUUUAAUCUUUUUGUAUAUUUAAAAAUAAAUACGGAAAAACCCUAAAUUACAGAAUUGGAAUUUGUGAAAGCACUGUACAACUAUAUUAUACUAAAAAACACAGUUUGUUCAUCUAUAUUCUAAAGUCCAACUGGCACAAAUGAAUGGAGAAGGUUGAUUUCUAUCUACAGAUAUUUUAAGACUUAUUUAUUAGUUAUGACAAAAUUAAUUAGUAUUCGGAUAUUUGUAGAUUAUUUUAAUGAUAAAAUGAGGCUAAGCUAUUAAUAUAGCUUAUUAUAAGCUAUUUGAAGCAUGCUUUGAAAUCCUAUAGCAAAGAGUGUAAACCGAACUUUAAGUAAGGUGUCUCCAUUUAUCAAGGGUUAUGAAAUUCAGAAAAUUAAAUUCAUGGCACUGACCUUUUGCUGUGGAAGAAUUUCCAUGUAUUAAUGAAAUUUGAAUUGCAGAUCUGUCAGUGACUUUAUUAUUACUCAGUUUGAGUGAGUCUCCAGAGGAUAUGAAUUUGAGAGAAGCAAAAUUAGAUUAUUUCAUUCAGGAAGCAGAGUGGUAGUUAUCCCUCUAUUGAGAGGGAAGAAAUAAGUAUUUCUGAAAUUUAACAUUGGUGGAAAAAACAAAAAAUUAUAAAAUGUUGCAGGAGGCUUUCAAUUUUGUAAGCAAACUUUGCUAUUCUUACUGGCCAAGAUGACACUAAAUUAGAGAUUUGGGGGAGCUUAUUUUUUCCAGCCUUUAGAAGUACAAGUUAAUAAUUUUAGUACUAAGUAAAAUUCAGUUUAAUGGGCUGAAAUGAAGUAGGUGGAAACCUGCCUUUUGCCACAGCACUGUUAACCCUUAAAAAAUUGUGCCCAAGAUAUAAACAUGUGGAAGUUUGGAACUUGGAAUCAUUUUUUGCAGUCUUCCAUUACACAGGAAAUAUUAGCAUAUCUAGUAGCAAGUUUACUUGAAAGAUCAGCUGAUCAUCUCUGUUGCAAAUGUUUAAUUGGCAAAAAGCAAGUCAUGUUAAAUAAAAUCACUGCUUACCAUCAA